Messenger RNA from Numida meleagris (helmeted guineafowl), 1612 nucleotides. RefSeq names its product GLIPR1-like protein 2. The transcript is spliced from 6 exons. The record is from RefSeq and is a predicted model, not a curated record. The coding region runs from base 65 to 850 and encodes 261 amino acids. NCBI's taxonomy places the organism in Eukaryota, Metazoa, Chordata, Aves, Galliformes, Numididae.
CGAAUGCUCUGGAAGCGGCAUCGCCGCCUGGCGCGUGGCCGAGCGGUGGUGGCGGCGCGGCGCCAUGAGGCUGUGGGCGGUGGCGGUGGUAGUGGCGGCCCUGGGGGCGGUGGCCGGGCAGUUCCGUGCCCUGCCGCCCAUCUCUGAUAAGGUUUUCAUCAGGGACUGCGUGCGCGCCCACAACGUGUACCGCAGGAACGUCGAGCCCACCGCCAGCAACAUGCGGUACAUGAGUUGGGAUGCAGCUUUGGCAAGGACUGCCAGGGCAUGGGCAAAUAAAUGCAUUUUUGGACAUAACACAUAUUUAAACGUGAGAUAUUAUUGCCAUCCUCAUUUUAUAAGUGUUGGAGAGAACGUAUGGAUUGGAAGUCAUCAAAUAUUUGAUGUUAAAUAUGCCAUUAAAGCGUGGUAUGAUGAAGUCAGAUUCUACAAUUACUCAUUGCAGACAUGUAGUAAAGUUUGCAGUCAUUACACUCAGAUCAUUUGGGAUGAUUCAUAUAAACUAGGAUGUGCUGUUGUUUUUUGUAAUGAAGUUGGAGGAAUAAGAAAUGCAGCAAAUUUUGUUUGCAACUAUGCACCACGUGGUGGUUACUCAAGAAGACCAUAUAAAGAGGGAACACCGUGCAGUAAAUGUGCAAGGAGGGACUUCUGUGAUAGGAAACUGUGUAGAAAUGUAGAACGUGAUAAAAUUAUCUAUUACUCAAGAUGGAAUCCACCUUGGGAGUUCAGACUUGUAUGUGAUGAGGCGUGUAUUGCUAUUAUAAUUUUGAGAGCAUCACUGAUAUUUGUUUGUUUUCUAGCUAUUUAUUUUUUCAAAAAACACUUUACAAACAUGUUUAUGUCCUCAUAACUGCAUUUGAAAUAUGUGCAGUGUUCUGACCAUAACCUCUAAUGAAUUAAGCAAAAAUCCAUAUUGAUAUGAUUUUAAAGUCAGCUUUCUUUUACAGCAGUUUUGUUACCAUUCCUUGCAGAUAUGUAUAGAUACAUACAGAUAUAUUCUCCUUACAGAAAAAUAACAUGCUAUAGAAAUUAAAAAAAUUACUUCUGGGUAAGACCCAUGUUGAGAAAAUAGUAAACUAAGGAUGGCAUUUGAUGCUUAGAAGCAUUGUUUUUAAUUGCCAGAUUUAUGUAUUUAACUCUGUUUAGUUACCAAAUUUACACAAUAUAUUCUUGAAAUUCAAGGAGAAAAAUACCUAUCAGUUUAAAAACCUGUUACAGUUCAUGCUAAGGCAAUAUUUAAAGUGACAAAUGUUUAAUUUUAAUGCCAAGGGGAAGCUAGCACCAUAUUACAUACGAAGUCCCUUUUCCUAGAGUGACAGAAUGUUCUGAGUAAAAUCUAUAAAGUAAGACAUUUCUUUGGAAAGACAGUUCUUCAGAAGUGUUGAUGUUUGUGAAAUAGUACAACUUGGUAUUUAUUCCAUUAUGCAUUUAUUGUUCCUCAUUCAAAAUCAGAUUCUUCAGGUUGUUAUUAUUAUUUUAUUCCUAACUUCCUCUGAAUCUUGUGUUUCAUUUGUAAACUUUUCGUAUUGUAUUCCUUACAUUGUACUGUUACUGAUGCAUAGAAUAUUUCCUGUCCUGUAAGUGUUCUGAAGUUUUAAUAAAUUUUUUGGUU